AGGGAGGUGGCGGCGCCGUGGCGGAGGAGCAGGAGCAGGAGGGGGAUGGAGAGGAGAAGGCUCCUGGGUGGCAUGGCGCUCCUGCUCCUCCAGGCGCUGCCCAGCCCCCUGUCAGCCAGGGCUGAACCCCCGCAGCCAUCCAUGAGGUAGGAGGUCUUAUCUCCUUUAUACUGUGAGGAAACCGAAACUCAACGAGUUGUCUAUUCAGAAUCACACAGCCUCUCUCUCCAGGUUCAGGACAAAUUAAGCAAGACCUUUCUUGGAAGAAAACUGGCUGUGUAUAAUGCAGCACACACCAAGGUGACACUGUUUGUACUACCUGAGAUUGAAGCCACAAUGCUUAUCGGAACUGAUUUGUAAGAGUCUUGCGACAGCGCCAUAAAACACCUCAUUUCCCUACUGUCCCCUAAAGGAUGGAGCCAAAGAAAACAUUCACUUCCUCCAGUGACAUCCCAUGAGUUUGAUCCACCCCCUCCCACCCCUUUUCCUUGAAGAGGAUAAGGAAACCUGUGUGGGUACCAACAAUCAAAGCUACAUCUGUGACACAGGACAUUGCUGUGGUCAGUCUCAGUGCUGCAACUACUACUAUGAACUCUGGUGGUUCUGGCUGGUGUGGACCAUUAUCAUCAUCCUGAGCUGCUGCUGCGUCUGCCACCACCGCCGAGCCAAGCACCGCCUUCAGGCCCAGCAGCGGCAACAUGAAAUCAACCUGAUCGCCUACCGGGAAGCCCACAAUUACUCAGCGCUGCCAUUUUAUUUCAGGUUUUUGCCAAAUUAUUUACUACCUCCUUAUGAGGAAGUGGUGAACCGACCUCCAACUCCUCCCCCACCAUACAGUGCCUUCCAGCUCCAGCAGCAGCAGCUGCCUGCACAGUGUGGCCCUGCAGGCGGCAGCCCCCCGGGCGCCGAUCCCACCAGGGGCCCCCAGGGGGCGCAGAGCAGCCCCUUGUCUGGGCCCAGCAGAAGCAGCACGAGACCCCCAAGCAUCAUCGCUGACCCUGAGCCCUCCGACAUGCCAGCCAACCCAGCAGCCACCAAAGCCUCUGGAAUGGAGCCCAGCGGCUCUGUGGCCAGCCUGGGGGAGCUGGCCCCUGGGGCCUUCUUGGACAAGGAUUCCGAAUGUAAGGAGGAGCUGCUAAAAGAUUACAGCUGCGAGCAGGGCAGCGGCCUCCCUGACAGCAAGGACAAGACGCCAGGCAGACAUCGCCGCUUCACGGGCGACUCGGGCAUCGAGGUGUGUGUGUGCAAUCGGGGCCACCACGACGACCUCAAAGAGUUCAGCGCUCUCAUCGACGAAGCUCUGGAUGGGCCCCUGGACUUCUGCGACAGCUGCCACGUGCGGCCCCCUGGCGACGAGGAGGAAGGGCUCUGCCAGCCCUCUGAGGAGCAGGCCCGAGAGCCUGGGCACCCCCACCUGCCUCGGCCACCCGCGUGCCUGCUGCUGAACACUAUCAAUGAGCAGGACUCCCCAAACUCUCAGAGCAGCAGCUCCCCCAGCUAGAGCAGGCCCUGCCUGUGCCCGAGAACUUGGCAAAGCAACCAGGGUAGGGGAGAACCACGAGAGAAGCAUUAAGUGACUUUUAGAGCAAGUGGCACAGCCGCUUGGUUCUUUUCCUUUUCUUUUCUUUUUCUCCCCCUCCUCCGCUCCUCCAUGUUUGUACAUCUCCAGGUGCGGUUCGCCUCUCCCCCCGCAGAAGCGGUGUUGCAGAAGGCCAAGAAGAUGGUUCUGUGUCUCAUUCCCACCCCCAUCCCCUUUUUCCCUUUUUCAAGUCAUAUUUCACUAUCUGAAAUAUGGGUUGGAGAGAUAUGUAUUUCAGAAGCCCCCAAGGAAGGGGCUGAGACUGUGCCCUGAGGUGACUCUUGGUGAUGGAGUAGAAUUUUGCUCUGGUGUUAGUGUAAGAGAACCUUCCUGUGUCUCAGCCCGGAGAGGCAACAGGUCUCGGUCCUGGGUGAAGAAAGAAGCCCGCAGAGACCCUGGGGUUGUCACCCCUCGCCAUUGUCUGCAGAGCCGGAACUGGGCUAAUGCCGUGGGAGGAUGAGCAGUGAUGGGCACUCGUGCGGGAGGUUGGUAGGGGGCUUGUUGUGCUCUCAAAUCCAGACGAUGAGAUUGAUGCAUCACUGUCGUUCAUCCUUGAGGGGCUCUGGCCGGCUGCAACUGGUUCAGGUGUAGAAGAUUAUGCUGCCUUCUCUUUAGUUUUUCUUUUAAGAAAACAGAAACAAAAGCGAGCUGAAAACAAGAACUUUACCAGUGGGCAGGCAAGAAUUCUGUUCUGGAAAAGGGAAAUUUGUGGCCCUUUCCCAAGUUGGCCUUCAACGAGCCUGGCUGCCAUUGAGCCAGAAGGAGAUGUUUUGUGUACCAGCUUGGGUGGGGCUCUCCCUGGAACUUCUGUGGGUGCACAGGAGGCCCUAAGCCGUGCUGGUGGAUAGAGGCGCAGCUUUCUGCAUCUCUGCCCUUCGGUCUGUGCCCACAGGUGAUCAGGGCCCUCCCCGGUCCCAAGCACAGUCUGCGGGCCUUCCUGUCUCACUGUUCUCUGUGAACAAAUGAGGCUGGGGGUCCUGGGGCAGGGCAGCCCCUCAGCCUGGCUCUCACACAGUAUUUUCUCUUGAUUUCGAGUAAGUUUUUUUUUUUUUUUUUUUAACUGACCACUUGGAGACAAUGCCUUGGUUAUCUGUGGUUUCAUGCCCUUUCCCUGCUACUGACCCCCCACCCCUUGUGAGUGGGCUGACUAAUUGUUGUAGCCUAGGUGAAGAGUCUAAGUGGCCCAGGUAGGGGAGUGAGAGCAGCCGUCCAGAAGGACCACAGGAUCUUCAUGAGUGUAGUUUGGCUUCAGAUAACCAGUUGAGCUUCGAUAGGAAUAAUCUGAAUGGAGAAAGCAAAUAGCCGAAACUAACAUUCCCUGCCCAGCCCUCUUCAUAUGAAGAGUUUGGUUUUUUUCCCCCACUCUUGAAUGACGAUAUUCAUACUAGGCAUUGACGUUACGGUAAGAAAGGAAAAAAAAUGUAUAUGUAUACAAAAAUAGACAAACUCAAGGCUGUGAGGUGAACAAGUGUCUGCAUUUGGAGUUCACAAAACCAAAAUCCAUGUUGAACAAAGUGAAGUCCGUAUACAAUGACGUUUUGGAUAA
Messenger RNA from Pteropus alecto (black flying fox), 3125 nucleotides. RefSeq names its product WW domain binding protein 1 like (gene WBP1L). NCBI's taxonomy places the organism in Eukaryota, Metazoa, Chordata, Mammalia, Chiroptera, Pteropodidae. The record is from RefSeq and is a predicted model, not a curated record. The transcript has 7 exons. The coding region runs from base 455 to 1501 and encodes 348 amino acids.